GAAGGCUAGUAGGCAUGUGAAAGAGUUCCGCAGGUGCUUAAACUCCACGUCAUUUGUAACAACAUUAAAGUUUUUUUUUCGUUUCAUAUAACUUUAACCCUUGUGUGCAUGUCGGAAUAGACUGGCUGUUGGGUUACAGAAGAGGCUCGCUCAAGCUAGGGCAUGUCUCAUUCACCCACUUCUGCCCCACUGGACUCAGAUGAUUACUAUGAUUUUCUGUUUAAGAUUGUACUCAUUGGGGAUGCAGGGGUUGGUAAAACCUGUGUGGUACAGAAGUUCAAAACUGGCGUGUUCGUGGAACGACAGGGAAAUACUAUCGGGGUUGACUUUACCAUGAAGACACUGGAGAUUCAAGGCAAAAGGGUUAAGCUGCAAAUUUGGGAUACAGCCGGACAAGAGCGAUUUCGUACCAUCACACAGAGUUACUACAGAAGUGCAAACGGAGCAAUUAUUGCCUAUGACCUCACAAAGAAAAAAUCUUUUGAGUCAAUUCCUCGCUGGAUAGAGGAUGUAAAAAAGUAUGCUGGCUCUAACAUAGUAAAACUACUUAUUGGAAACAAACUGGACUUGGAAGAUUCUCGAGAGGUGGAACUGGCAGAAGCUGAAACUCUUGCCAAGCAUUCUGAUCUUAUCUCUGCCAUUGAGACCUCAGCAAAAGACUCCAGUAAUGUGGAAGAGGCUUUCAUCAAAAUGGCCACAGAACUUAUGAUGAGACACGGUGGUCCAGUGUUCAGCGAAAAGACCACUGAUAAUAUAAAACUGGACAGCAAAGAUGUUACCGAAGGAUGGGGUUGUGGUUGUUGAUGCCUGUAGUUAAAACUGUUAAAUUAUCUGAAGUCAUUCUGGAUUAGUAUGGCUGCAAUAUUCAUAGAAACAACCCUCUUCAAUUCAGUUUGCGGAAUCCAAGAUUUAUCAUAACUGAAAUUUUAAAAAUCUGAUUGGCUUGGACCGACAUUUGUAAACUAAUAUAUGUUAGACAUAGUUUUCAAGCAGAGGAACUAUUCUAUAGUUGGGCCAUAUUUAAUUUAAUAAUCACUUAGGGCAAGAUUAAAAGUUGUGUGGUAUGGGUUUUCCGCUCGCUAUAUGGUCUUUUCGCAAUCAAGUUUCAUUGCGUAGGUAUUUACAAGUCUUGAGAAAUUGCUUACAAUCCUUUCUGCUCUCGAAGAGAUGUAGUUAACAGUUUUCCGCAACAUAAAAGCUUCACAAAACACUUCAAAAAUACAUUACAAAGUACAGUUACACUCAUAUUAACACUGUCUAAUAAAAAAUAUUUUAUAAAAAUAUUGCACACAAAAGUUAUAAGGGCUAUGAUAUGAGAUCUUGGGAGUAAGGAAAAAAAAGCAGACGCAGGGAUUUUACAUUGAGAUACAUACACAUACAUAGAGAAACAUGGAUUUAUAUGUAUAGAUAUAUGUUUGAAGUAAAAGUAAAUCCUAGCGUUUUACAAAUGCUAGGAUUUACUAUUGAAACAAAUAAAGGGCACUUUAAUUCAUGAAGUAUAAGAUACUUCAUGUAGAAAGCUCCUUUAUUUAAUUCAACCGAUCGCCGCUCUUAGCUCCUACA
Molecule: messenger RNA, 1563 nt
Organism: Bombina bombina (fire-bellied toad)
Lineage: Eukaryota; Metazoa; Chordata; Amphibia; Anura; Bombinatoridae
Gene: RAB43
Product: RAB43, member RAS oncogene family
Exons: 3
Coding region: 163-804 (213 amino acids)
Biological process (GO): regulation of exocytosis; protein secretion
Molecular function (GO): GTP binding; GTPase activity
Source: RefSeq, a predicted model, not a curated record